This is a messenger RNA of Penicillium brevicompactum, 1215 nucleotides long. RefSeq names its product 4-hydroxyphenylpyruvate dioxygenase family protein. Bases 1 to 1215 code for a protein of 404 amino acids. Gene Ontology annotation, molecular function: 4-hydroxyphenylpyruvate dioxygenase activity. The record is from RefSeq and is a predicted model, not a curated record. The transcript is spliced from 4 exons. NCBI's taxonomy places the organism in Eukaryota, Fungi, Ascomycota, Eurotiomycetes, Eurotiales, Aspergillaceae. Gene Ontology annotation, biological process: L-tyrosine catabolic process.
AUGGCACCAUCAGCUAUUUCCAAUACGCCGCCUCCUUCCACUGCUGGUGACACUUCUUCUGUGUCUAGCUACCGCGGAUAUGACCAUGUCCACUGGUAUGUGGGCAAUGCAAAGCAAGCCGCCAGCUACUACAUCACCCGCAUGGGCUUCAAGCGGGUUGCCUACAAGGGCCUGGAGACCAACAGUCGCAAUAUUUGCUCUCAUGUCAUCAAAAACGGCGACAUUACUUUCAUCCUAAGUUCUCCUCUGCGGUCACUUGACCAAAUCGACCGUUUCGGGCCCGAGGAACAAGCAGAGCUACGGGAGAUCCACGAACACUACGAGAAGCAUGGUGACGCAGUCAAGGAUGUUGCUUUCGAGGUUGAUGACGUUGAUGCUGUCUUCUUCGCUGCUGUGAAGAAUGGUGCCAAGGCUGUUUCGCAGCCCAGAAUUCUCGAGGACAAAGAUGGCCAUGUGAAGACUGCGACUAUCAAGACUUACGGCGAGACGACGCAUACUCUCAUCGAGCGUAACCACUACCGUGGCGCGUUCAUGCCCGGAUAUCGUGCUGAGGCUGGAGAUGCGGACCCAAUCUUGAAGUUCCUACCUGAGGUUCGUCUCGGGAAGAUUGACCACUGCGUUGGAAACCAAGACUGGGAUGAGAUGGACGAGAUCUGCGAGUACUAUGAGAAAGCCCUUGGAUUCCACCGCUUCUGGUCUGUUGACGAUAGCCAAGUUUGCACUGAAUUCUCUGCAUUAAAGAGUAUUGUCAUGGCUUCGCCAAACGAGAUUGUAAAGAUGCCCAUCAACGAGCCAGCAAAGGGAAAGAAGCAGUCCCAGAUCGAGGAAUACGUGGACUUCUACAACGGGGCGGGCGUGCAGCACAUUGCACUACACACCGAUGAUAUUAUUCGUGAUAUCACCAACCUCAAGGCAAGAGGUGUUGAGUUUAUCAAGGUUCCCGACACAUACUACACGGAUAUCCAAGUCAGACUUAAACAGUCUGGCCUGAAGCUACAGGAGGAUUUCGAGACAAUCCGCAGUCUGGAUAUCCUGAUCGACUUCGAUGAGGGUGGCUACCUCUUGCAGCUCUUCACCAAGCACAUUCUUGACCGACCUACCGUCUUCAUCGAGAUCAUUCAGCGGCACAAUUUUGAAGGCUUCGGAGCGGGCAACUUCAAAUCAUUGUUCGAAGCAAUUGAACGGGAGCAAGAGCUUCGUGGCAAUUUGAUCUAA